AUGGAUCCUUACGACAGCGACUCUAGCCUGGACGAGGACUUUACUGAGACCAGUGUCACUCUUGGCUAUGCUUCUGAGGAGCAGUACGAUGACAAAAUCAGCCAUCUAGGCGGUUGGCCGACAUGGAUUGACGAGAAGACUCCUCCCCCAGGCGAAUUCGCCAAUUGCAAAGUCUGCAAUAACCCUAUGGCUCUGCUCCUCGAGCUCCAUGGUGACCUGCCCGACCACUUCUCCAUAAAUGAGCGCCGUCUGUAUAUAUUCGGGUGCCCAAGGAAACCUUGCAACAGGAAACCAGGCAGCAUUCGCGCCUAUCGGGCCACGCGAAAGGUAAAUCUCGAUUCCACGCAGGAAGAGCAAAAGCCAGAGAAAGCAAAGCCAGAGGCAACCAAACCAGAGAAGGAGGCACCUAAGCCCAAGCAAGACCUCGGUGCUAGUCUUUUCGGAGUGACCUCGCUCGUCGGCAGCGUAUCGGCUAACACAAAUCCCUUUUCUACGAAGCCCGCCUCUUCACCGAGCGACAACCCCUUCGCUACCCCCAAACCAGCCUCCAACUCCACAGCCCCUACAGACGGCCUCGCCGCGUCCUUCGCAGACAAAGUCCGCCUUUCGUCUCCCGAGACGGAUCCCACUGCCAUCAAAUCUAGCCCUCCGGGCGCAGCAUCCAAGCAGACUCCGGAAUCCACAGGUCCACAGACCCCGUGGCCUGCGCAGUCCGCAUUCCCGGCGCCAUACAAAUACUUCUACCUCGACGCCGACAUGGAAGCAAUGUCCAACCCGUCAACACCACAGGUCCCAGAAAACGUGACGUUGGAGCCAAUGGAUGAAGACGGCGGCGGCGCCGACCUGAAAGAUACCUUCGAGUCGGAGCUCGACAAGGCCUUCAUGAAGUUCUCUACCCGUCUCGCACAUAACCCCGAGCAAGUCCUCCGGUACGAGUUCCGCGGCUCGCCGCUCCUGUACUCCUAUAGUGAUCAGGUUGGAAAGCGCUUCCAUGCUGGCCAUGCCGCUGGCAAGGUCACGACCGUAUCUGCGGGUGGCAGUAUCCCACCGUGCGAGUACUGUGGUGCGGAGCGCGUGUUCGAGAUGCAGCUUGUGCCGCAUGCUAUUAGCAUGCUUGAAGAGGGACGUGAGGGUGUUGGGCUUGGGAAGGAUGACGCGGGUAUGGAGUGGGGGACUAUUAUCGUCGGGGUUUGUGCGAAGGAUUGUGCGCCGGAGGAGUUGUAUAAGGUAGGGUGGAGGGAGGAAUGGGCUGGUGUACAAUGGGAAAGUCAAUGA
Molecule: messenger RNA, 1275 nt
Organism: Penicillium chermesinum
Lineage: Eukaryota; Fungi; Ascomycota; Eurotiomycetes; Eurotiales; Aspergillaceae
Product: small subunit rRNA maturation protein TSR4
Exons: 2
Coding region: 1-1275 (424 amino acids)
Biological process (GO): maturation of SSU-rRNA
Cellular component (GO): cytoplasm
Source: RefSeq, a predicted model, not a curated record